GUGAAUUUCGUUUGAUAGUAUUUCAAGCAUUGAAUCAUGGCUUUCUUUGUCUUCAACUGGACUAAAAGAGAAUACAUCCUGACAGUAUUGGCUUUGGUGAUGCUCGUCAUAACGUUCAAGCACAAAGAGUAUUUCUGCUGUGAAGAAAAGCCAAUAAGUACUUUUGAGAAGUUUGGCAUCUGGCUUGGUUUUGUGGAGGAGCCAGAGCCGUGUCCAGGGAAGGAGGACCUCUACAAUAUGGCUGUAGAAAUGGGAGUUUCCUCUGUGGCUGUACUUGCUUGUACCGCUAUAUCCAAGAUGUGGUACUGGUCCACAUCUUUAUUUGGACGCCUAACCCAGGCCAUGAAGGGAGGUUUCCAGUACCUGAUAGACCGUGUUCCAUUUAAAAAGGCUACCACCUAUACUUAUCAGGUGACUCCUCCGAAUUACAAGUAUUUCUUUUUCCGUAACGCCUACGAACAAAGGAAAAUUAUAAUGGUGAUGAGAGAGGGAGAUCUGAGCGAGGAGAUUUUUGUGUUUUCCCCGGAAACAAAGAAGAUGGAGUGCGUGUUGUGCUAUAACAAAUGGUGUCGUUAAAUAAUGGACUUUGUUAUGUAUAUUAUUGCAGUAUUAACAUUUAAAAAGUAAAUUUCUAUUAAUCUUGAAGUUAACUGUAUAAGGGAUAUUUAUUAUCGAGUUUUUAUUUAUUUACAACAUAAAGCAAAGCU
Saccostrea echinata is the source of this 707-nucleotide messenger RNA. RefSeq lists its product as uncharacterized. NCBI's taxonomy places the organism in Eukaryota, Metazoa, Mollusca, Bivalvia, Ostreida, Ostreidae. The record is from RefSeq and is a predicted model, not a curated record. The transcript has 5 exons. Bases 37 to 576 code for a protein of 179 amino acids.